Molecule: messenger RNA, 5153 nt
Organism: Xiphophorus couchianus (Monterrey platyfish)
Lineage: Eukaryota; Metazoa; Chordata; Actinopteri; Cyprinodontiformes; Poeciliidae
Product: oxysterol-binding protein-related protein 2-like
Exons: 14
Coding region: 434-1858 (474 amino acids)
Cellular component (GO): plasma membrane; cytosol; perinuclear endoplasmic reticulum
Molecular function (GO): cholesterol binding
Source: RefSeq, a predicted model, not a curated record
CUGUGCCAGCGGCUUCCGCUUCAGUGUACAGACAAGGCUACACACAAUUCCUGCCCAUCUUUCUGGGCUUGCCAAAAACAUUCAGAGAGGAGCCACUGCGGAGGUUGAUAAUUUUCCUUCGUGGACAAAGCCAAAGAAGCUAAGCUCUGAAGUCAGAACCAUCAACCUACUGUUCAUUAUUUGAGGAGGUGUAUUUGCCUGGUGGCUGUCCUCUCUUGUCAAGCCAUCUCCAAUAAAUCUGCACGUGGCAAAUUUUGGGACCCACAUCUCGACAUCUUGCAUUUUCCUUUGGCCCUGGUGACGUUCCGGAGGACACAUCUUCUACUGCUGUCCCUACAGAUGCACUGUUGGGUCACUACCAAAAGGAAUAUGUGCUAGAAACUAAAAUCUGCUCUAAAAAAAACUGCUCAACUUUGAGUGUAGAAGAUGAGCAAUGAAGACGAGUUUUACGACGCCGUCACAGUUCUUGCCUUGGACAGGCCUGGACUCAGACGAGUCGUGUGAAGGGUUGUCUGAGGCCAGUUUCAAAGAUGCCAGAGGGUUCGAUGGCAGCAUUCAGAAGAACAAUGGAUCAGUACCACAAGAGAACGGCAUCAGGAAACACAGGACAUCUUUACCAGCACCCAUGUUUUCCAGAAACACGGUCAGCAUCUGGAGUAUCCUCAAGAAAUGUAUUGGACUGGAGCUGUCUAAGAUCACGAUGCCCAUCGUCUUCAACGAGCCUCUGAGCUUCCUGCAGAGGAUCUCAGAAUACAUGGAACACACUUACCUCAUCAACAAAGCCUGCUCGCUGUCCGACUCCAUAGAGCGCAUGCAGUCAGUAGCUGCUUUUGCUGUGUCAGCAGUUGCGUCUCAGUGGGACAGAACUGGAAAACCCUUCAACCCACUGCUGGGAGAGACCUUUGAACUCAUCAGAGAGGAUCAGGGUUUCCGGCUGGUGUCAGAGCAGGUUUCCCAUCAUCCUCCGGUCAGUGCCUUCCACGCAGAGAGCCUCUCCGGGGACUUCGUCUUCCACGGCUCCAUCUAUCCCAAACUCAAGUUCUGGGGCAAGAGUGUCGAGGCAGAGCCAAGAGGAACAAUCACACUAGAACUUCUAAAGCACAACGAAGUGUACACAUGGAGUAAUCCUUACUGCUGCGUGCAUAACAUCAUCCUGGGCAAGCUGUGGAUAGAGCAGUACGGAACAGUGGAAAUAGUCAAUCACAGCACCGGGGAGAAGUGUGUGCUGAAUUUUAAGCCAUGUGGAAUGUUUGGCAAGGAGCUGCACAAAGUAGAGGGAUACAUUCAAGAUAAGAAUAAGAAGAAGCUCUGCGUAAUCUAUGGGAAGUGGACUGAGUGCAUGUGGAGCAUCGACCCUCAGGAGUACGAGAUCUACAAGAAGUCGGACAAGAAAGGCGACAAGAGCAAAAAGAAUGAGGAGCUUCAAAAAGCUGAGAAUGAUGAAGCAGACGACAUGCCUGAAAUCCAGGAAACGGUGUCUGUUGUACCAGGAAGCACUCUGUUGUGGAGGAUAGAGUCCAGACCAGCACACUCUGCUAAGAUGUACAACUUCACAAACUUUGCGAUGGCUCUCAACGAGCUGGAGUCUGGCAUGGGAGCCAUUUUGGCCCCCACCGACUGUCGCUUCAGGCCCGACAUCAGAGCCAUGGAGAAUGGAAACAUAGACGAGGCGAGCAAAGAGAAGGAGAGACUGGAAGAAAAACAGAGAGCUGCCAGGAAGGAGAGAGCCAAGGACGAGGAGGAGUGGACAACUAGGUGGUUCCAGAUGGGCACCAACCCGUAUACCGGCUCCCAGGAGUGGAUCUACAGUGGCGGCUACUUCAAUAGGAACUACCAGAACCUGCCCGAUAUAUACUGAUACUCUGCUAGCCUUCAUCUUUCUCCUCUUCCUGCUCCUCCUCCUCAUCAUCAUCGUCUUUAACCUGCGUUUUCAUUUUUUCAUUUUUGGCCCAUCAUGAUGCAAAGAGAAUUGCUAAAAAUGCAUCCUUAAAGGGUGAUGCUUUUGGAAAGAAGCCAAACGCCUGCCAUUACGUUCAACAUCUCGAAGAGAAUCGGUGACCAUCAAACGUCUCUUCUCUGCCUUGAUGCUGUAAAGAACACAAUCAUCACUUAUUCCCCGGGCAAUCUCAGCAGCAGAGAGCUGGGAACGUACCGAGUCACACAUCUGCUCUGAAUGUUUAACAUCUUUGCAAUCAGACUCUUUCCUUUCAGCUGCCAUACCUCUGGUCAGUUGCUCGUGACUUAUAAAUACACAGAUAAACGUACAUAAGUGGAAACAAUAACUUGGACGUCGCAAACCUCGCGAUGGAUUUGUGGAUUUAAACGGACUCCCAGUCAACAAGGAAAUCAGGGAUGUGAAAGUUCCUUUGACUGAAGACGGAUUUUCGCUCUGAAAGACUCGAAACACUCACAGAUUAAUAUAGAGGACGUUCUGCUCUCAAAGGAACAAACGUAUGCAUCUACUGUUGGUUCGGUUAGUUACAGCAAAUCAAUGUCUGCAUCCCACAUCCCUGAAACGCCUAGUGUUUCCCCCCUCGAGUCGCCUGAUAACACUGAAGUCGCAUCACAGAACUCCAAAGCAAGCUCAAAAAUGAAGGUCCUCCUUGCUUUAAGCUGUGGCUCUGUUGUGUGUUUGUAUGAAGUCAUUUUACUAACCAGAAGAUGUAGGCAGGAUAGCUUUUGCAGCUCAUUCAUAAAAUAAAAAUAAAUGUUCAAGAGCUGGGUUUGUACGCAACAAAGGGAAAUGCGAGUCAUUGGCAUCAAAAGGUAAUCCCUGAAAUAGUUUUUUUUUUCUUCUUUUAUGCAUUAACAGAAGACUAUAUGUAAACAUGAACACACUCAAACUCAGUUGCUAGAAGCCUGGAAAAUGACAUUUAAAGAUACUUGUUUACUUUUACGCCUCUAGGUUAUUGUUGAUGUUUAACGUAGAUUUAUAAACGUAUUUACACCGCACCCUCGAUGAACUAAUAAUCCAAAAACAAGAAAAGCUUCAACAUCUGCUUUUAAAAAAAAAUUUUAAACAACCUACUUGUGCGUCUGCAUUCGAUCCUGAAUGACUAACCUGUUUUAGAAGAUCUUGACGUUACAUGUACAUAUUUAACAGUUUAGUCGCGUCUUGCUGGGGAAACAUCCGAAACAGAAAAAAAUCUCAAGUGUAAGGCGGUGGAUACACAUUGGUCUUGUGCAUGCGUGUGUAAAUGUUUAGAAACACUUUUAAGUCAUUCUAUGGAGAAAAAAAAAAAGAAAAAAAAAUACAUCACAAAGAGUUAAUUUGCUGCGAAAAAGGGGGAAAUAAUGAAAUCAGUCGGCCGAGGUGGUUUUUUGAAUCUUGAAAACGUAACCACCAUUAAUACAACAGAAGCUUAAAAUAGCAACAAAAGAUACAAAACAAAAUGUAAAAUUAGCUUAAAAAAAUGUGCAUUGAUUGUAGUUAUUUUUUUUCGUCCUGCUACAGGUGUACAUAUCCAUCGGUGCCUUGGGGUCCGUCAUCCAAAAAUGGAUCAGCUGAGAACAAACACACCUACCAAGAGAAUGAAAGCACAGAUGGAUUAAAAGCUCCAGAACUGAUUGGGUUUAACAACCGGUCAGAAGUGUGCUCUGGGGUUAAAACAGCGGGGCAACUUCCUGCUUUGAGUUUCAAUAUUACCACCAGAUGCAAGAGACAAAAUGCUGCUGCGUAAAGUCUUUCAUUUCCAUUAUUGUAAAGCUGCACAGGCCACACAGUCGCACACACUUCUCUGAGCGAUGUGCUAAACUCUGGUGGGUAAACGUUUAGCAGAAAAGGUCUUUACAUCCUAGGUUCACGCUGGAAUCCGCUUUCCACUACCUGCACAUUCAAGCAGAAAUGAAACAUGCAGAAGCAGCGAAAUGACUCGUUUUAAUAUCUAGCUUUUAUGUCAAAGUGAUACGCUCACGUUUAGCGUUAAAAGACAUACAUAUACACAUUUCUGGCGCAGAAAAUUUGGAAAGUUGUCACUUAACACUAUGGAGCCCCGGCUGAGCUCCUGAGAGCUGCUGGCUGAUAGGUAUUGUAAUGUUUUGUUUGAUUAUUGUUUCCUCACGUCUGUGUUUGUCUGAAAUCAUGUUUCAUCACCAACUCUAUGCAACGUUUGCACAGCUACACGAACAGUCUCAUCUGUUAUUGUACAGUUGCUCUACAUUCCUGCCCCUCUCAGUCGUCCUGACACACACACACACACACGCCUACAGCUAAAUUAGACCUGCUCACACUCAUCUGUAGAUGUUAACGUAUAAUUUCAAAUAUUUCAGUGAAUGUGGGGGCGGGGGACAAACUGCAGCGGCACUAUGGCUGUCAAAUCUCACCUCAGCGUAACUUUUUUUUUGCUUAUUUUAAAACUGCAAUGAGUGCCUGGUUCUGUCUAAUUCUUUUGCUUUUUUUAUUAUUAUUAUUAUUUUGUCUAUUAUUUAUGGAGUUUUUGGUUUUAGACGUUAAUUGUUGCUAAAACUUUGCCAGAAAUGUGGUAUAAAGAUGCUUAAGCCUUCAGACUGUGGCUGUUACAUGUCAACUUGACUAGCCGGGUGGAGGGUGAUUAACUUUCUGUUUUUGACAUGUUUGGGUAAUUAAACUUAAAGAUUUAAUUCAUUUUUGGAGAAAAAAAAACAAACAACAAAAACACAAGCAAACUACAGUAACACUGUCACCAAAUGGUGAAAUUUAUCACAGAUCAAAUGUUUUAAGUAACAUGAAUGUAAACAGAGUCACCAGUCUGUUUUUUUUUGUUUUGUUUUUUUUAAAUAUGAAUUUUGCUUCUGAUGAUUUAAUUCGCUGGCCAACAUAUGCAACAGUCAGACGUUUGAGCGCUAAGGUUCUGCCAGCCGCCCCGUUAAUCUGUCCAUUUAACCGCCUCAUGUUGCUUUGACCGCUCGGUUUGUCUGUCGAUGUUUAUAUAUGUGUACAUGUGCUGCACAGAUGUAAUCACAAGCAAAAUGGCACAUUAUUUCGUGCAAUUGAUUUAUUUUUUUAGUAUUUAAACAAUUGUUGUUUUGAUUUUUUUUUUUUGGUGAGAACAUUGUACCAGAUGUUUUAUUUUGAGGUGGGGGGGAAUGUAGAGAGGGUCUUACCCACGCUGCGGACAGCUCAGUUGGUUAAUGAAUGGGGGGGAAAUGUCUACUAAUAAAAUCCUAAUUUCAGC